GCAUGCGCGGGAGGGGCGCGCGCAGGCGCGGAAGCCGCAGGAGGCGCCGAGUGCAGUCCCGCCUUCCCGGCUUCCUCGACCUUCUCCCGGACCCUGGUCUCGGCCGCAGGCGACUCUUUCCCCAACCCGAGGGGGCCGGUGCCAGGCGACCAUGGAGACUGCUGGAGGCGCUGGCCAGAGCUCGGCCUCACAGAGCGGUCCCGCGGAGGGCCCAGCCCCGGGCGGCGGCGCUGCCCAGGCGCCCCAGGAAGAUCAGGGGCAGCUGCUUUACCACGAGGAAACCAUCGACCUCGGUGGCGACGAGUUCGGGUCUGAAGAGAAUGAGACCGUCUCGGAGGACUCCAAUACCUUUGCGGACAGGCUCGCCGAGCACCUGAUGGAGAGCGUGCUCAUCUCGGACUCGCCCAACAGCAGCGAGGACGACGCCGGGGAGCCCGCGGGGGGCGGCGCAGACCGCGGCCUGGCCUCGGGUGCCGGCGCGCUGAGCGACGACAGUGGGAGCGCCGGAGAGGACGCGCCCGAAGGCGCCUCCCCCGGGCCCCCCGACGGCCGGGCGCCCUCGGGGGAGAAAGACCCCGAGCCAGAAGGGAGAGAGCCACCCGCCUUGGAGCCCGGCGGCGCGGGUGCCGAGGCCUCGGGCCCCGGGGGGGACGAGAGGGCGCCCCCGGGGGACGCGGCGGCCGGCGAGGCCCCCCGGCAGCCCUCCCCCAGGGACGAGCCGGUGCCCGUGUGCACCAUCUUCAGCCGGCCGCCCGGCUCCCAGCGCGACGGCUUCCAGUCGCAGAUGGUGAAAUCGCCGAGCUUCGGCGGCGCCAGCGAGGCGGCAGCACGGGCCCCGGCCCAGGGCGUCCAGCCCAGCCCCAGCCUGAGUAAGUUUUUUGGCGACGCCGCGGGCCCCAGCUCCCUGGCCUCGGACUUCUUCGAUUCGUUCACCACGUCCACCUUCAUCUCGGUCAGUAACCCCAACGCCGGCUCCCCGGUUUCGCUGGCGGCCACCCCGAUGGGCGAGACCGCCCCAGGCCCCGCCGAGCCCGCCCGCCACCCGGAGCCCGCCGUCGCCACAGGCGCCCCGGAGAUCCCUCCAUCCCCAAAACCGUUCUCGCAGAUCCAGGCCGUGUUUGCCGGCAGCGAGGACCCCUUUGCCACCGCCCUGAGCAUGAGCGAGAUGGACCGGAGGAGCGACGCCUGGCUCCCCGGGGAGGCCACCCGGAGCGUGCUCGUCUCCGUGGCCACCCAGCAGUACAGCGCCGUCUUCGUGGACAAGGAGGACCUCACCAUGCCCGGCCUCAAGUUCGACAACAUCCAGGGAGAUGCCGUUAAAGACUUAAUGCUUCGCUUCCUGGGUGAAAAGGCUGCUGCAAAGAGGCAGGUCUUAAGUGCCAACUCGGUGGAACAGUCUUUUGUUGGAUUGAAACAGCUCAUUAGCUGCAAGAACUGGAGGGCGGCGGUGGACCUGUGCGGGCGGCUCCUCACCGCCCACGGCCAAGGCUACGGCAAGAGCGGGCUGCCAACCAGCCACACGGCGGACUCCCUGCAGCUUUGGUUCGUGAGGCUGGCGUUGCUGGUGAAGCUGGGCCUCUUCCAGAACGCCGAAAUGGAGUUCGAGCCCUUCGGGAACCUGGACCAGCCAGACCUCUACUACGAGUACUACCCUCUCGUGUACCCGGGGCGCAGGGGCUCCAUGGUCCCCUUCUCCAUGCGGAUCCUGCACGCGGAGCUGCAGCAGUACCUGGGCAACCCGCAGGAGUCGCUGGACAGGCUGCACCGCGUGAAGGCCGUCUGCAGCAAGAUCCUGGCAAACCUGGAGCAGGGCCUCGCGGAGGACGGGGGCAUGAGCAGCAUGGCACAGGAGAACCGGCAAGCCUCCGUGCAGCUGUGGCGGUCCCGCCUGGGCCGGGUCACCUGCUCCAUGGCCAACUGCCUGCUGCUCAUGAAGGAUUACGUGCUGGCCGUGGACGCCUACCACUCGGUCAUCCAGUACCUACCGGAGCAGGAGCCCCAGGUGCUGAGCUGCAUCGGCCGGAUUUUCCUCCAGAUUGGAGACAUAAAAACAGCUGAAAAGUAUUUUCAAGAUGUGGAGAAAGUAACACAGAAAUUGGAUGGACUGCAGGGUAAAAUAAUGGUUUUAAUGAACAGAGCUUUCCUCCACCUCGGCCAGAACAACUUUGCAGAAGCCCACAGGUUCUUCACGGAAGUGCUAAGGAUCCAGCCAACAAACGCGGUGGCCAACAACAAUGCGGCCGUGUGCCUGCUGUACCUGGGCAAGCUCAAGGACUCGCUGCGGCAGCUGGAGGCCAUGGUGCAGCAGGACCCGCGGCACUACCUGCACGAGAGCGUGCUCUUCAACCUGGCCACCAUGUACGAGCUGGAGUCCUCGCGGAGCCUGCAGAAGAAGCAGGCGCUGCUCGAGGCCGUGGCCAGCAAGGAGGGGGACUGCUUCAACACGCAGUGCCUCAAGCUGGCCUAGGCCCCGCCACGGCCACCAGUAAAGCCUCCCGCCCCCGUGCUUGUGGCUGCGUCUCUUGGUCUGGACCGGCCCGGCCAAGGCCCAGGCCGAGCUGGCCGUCCGCACGCAGGGUGAACAUGGCCCGGGGCUGCGGGGGGCGGGACACAGCGGGCCCCGCACGUGGGCUGAUUCAGAACAGCUCAGAGAAGAGCUGAGCAACAUAGCAAGGCCCACUGGCUCUGUGCCGAACAUUCUAGAGGCCUGGACAGUGCGCACGGACCACAGGCCCCAUGCCACCGUGUGUGGACCCCCCAUCACUGCAAGUGAGGCGGGGGUCUCAGCCCAGCAGGGCGGCUGGGUCUGCCGGCCCUCGUGCGGGGCUCAGUCCCAGGGCCAGGCCCUUUACGUGAGGGUGGGCCAGGCGCCACCUGGGCCCAUCCCCGUCUCCCAGCAUGACCGGUGCCAUCGCGGGGGCAGGGGCCCCGCCAGGGUCUUGCUGGUGGGAGGAAGAGCUCCCUGAGGCAGGACCAGUUCCCUGGGACCGUCCCCAACCCCCCCGCGGGCCCCCCACAUGGGGUCUCCCCAUCAGGCUGCUCUCCCAGCCUCGCCCUGCACCCCGGGCAGAGGCCACCCCAGCUGAGAUCUCUGACCUCAAAGGGGAGUCAGGAGUGGACACAGCUCACAUCGUCCUCUUCCAAGUCACGUGACUGGAGUCAGGGCCGCAGCUGCUGGCCCCGGAGCAGGUGCAGGCCCUCCAGGGACUCGUGGCCCCCGUCAGCUCCAUCUGGCAGAACCUCGGGGCCCUGCCUGUCCGCCCCCGUCUGCCCAGGCUCGGCCUCCCAUCCCCGCGUCCUGGCCCGGGUCUCCCUCCCCCCGGCUGCGCAUCCUCCUGGCAGCACUGCCCAGCGGCGGUCCUCGCUCUGGGACCUCGCGGACAUCCACCACCCCGCCCCCACCCCGGGCCCUGGCCCCCGCACAGGAGAACCUUCUGGAGGGGCCACCCUGCUGUUUGGUCCGCAGGCCCAGGCACCCCUGGGCUCAGGCACACGUUGGCAGAGGCUGGGCUGGGAUCGCCUGUGUGGGGGGACAGCUGCCAACAUCCCCAGGGCCUGCUCUGACCUGGGACUGGACCCCGCCCACAGGACGGGACAGCUCGAACCUCCUGCCCUCCGUGGACCUGGGGCGGCGGGGCGGGCGGCGGGGCUCCGGCCCUGCAUGGCCAGACCGCGUGCCCAGGCCACUAGGACGUCGUGGCCACAGGUCUAACGUUCUCCCAGCAACACCCGAGCCUUCGGCCUCCAGUCCUUGCAGGUGACGGAGGCCAGUGAGAGCCAAGGCCAGUCCCCCUCGGUUCAGGGGGAAGGGGCGAAAGUCAGGUUUAACUACGCUCAGAAGGAAAGGAGUGGAUGUCCCUUGCUGUCCUGAGACUGUGGCCCAGAACCGACCUACUGGGCUGUCAGCUUGGGCCGGUGUUCUUCGUGAGCCGCGCCCUCCGCGCUGCUGUCUGCACGUCCCGCUCCCCUGAGCCUCAGGCGGGCAGCCCCAGCCCCAGCCCCGCGGGUCACAUGCACAGGUCACGCGCAGCGUCAGCAGAUGUCUGUCCCUGAGUGAACGAGGCCACAGGCCACGCUGCCCGCUGGGCACGCGCAAGGGGUUCUGAGCAGCCGAGAAGGAGCUGGGCUUCCUCCCCAGCCCAGUCGCUGAGAGGGGCGGGCAGUUUGUGAAGAUUUGCCUGAACCAUGAACUCUAGUUUCUUGUCACCCAUGGCCGUUACAAACACCGACGCCUGAGCUGUCGCCCUUUCAGGAAGGAGCCGUAUCACUUUCUUAUUUUUCUCCUCCUGCUGUUCAAGAAAAAGCAAAACUCAGAUUUCUCAAGCCUCGGUGUCUCUUGUAGAAAUGCCAUUUCAGGAGUUCCCGUCGUGGCGCAGCGGAAACGAAUCUGACUAGGAACCGUGAGGUUGCGGGUUCGAUCCCUGGCCUCGCGCAGUGGGUUGGGGAUCCGGCGUUGCCGUGAGCUGUGGUGUAGGUCGCAGUCGUGGCUCGGAUCUGGCAUUGCUAUGGCUCUGGCAUAGGCCAGAAGCUAUAGCUCUGAUCAGACCCCUAGCCUGGGAACCUCCACAUGCCACGGGUGCAGCUCUAAAAAGACAAAAGACCAAAAAAAGAAAGAUGCCAUUUCAGCAUGGUCUCUGUGCUUGGUUGGGAGCAAGGGCUGCUCAGGUGAAACAGGGUGGCAGCUAAGUUUCUAACGUGCCAACCCGAUGAGCCAUUAAACUAGAGGCCUGAGCCACCUGCCCCAAAGGAAGAACCCUCGGCCUCCCGCCUGGGGCACUCUCUGCUCCUCUUAAGGCCUCCCGGCUGCCAGCCUGUAGGCCAUUCUCACAAGAAGAGACCAGUCCUGCUCCCGACACCCCGGACGGGACACGGGCCCAGGUGGGCAGGCGUCCUGACGGCCAGGUAGGAAGCACUUGAAGACUCUUCUUUGGUUUGUUUUUUGUUAUGACUCCUUAAGGCUGGGAAAACCUGCGGGACAGUCAGAAACAGGCCCGGUCCGCAGCUGGCACCGUCACGGCAAAGGUCCCCAAAGGUGGUUCUUGCGGAGACAGUGCCACCUCCAGCUGACGACAAAGGCGCUGACCCAUGGUGUGGACCACAGGCCAGGUUAGGCCGCCGGGCCUGGGCCUCCAUUUCCUUCUUGUCAGAGGGGGACAGAGGCCGGCGACGGCUUCUCCGGUGGCCUCCUGCCCCCAGCCCUCCGCCGGCUCCCACCGCGGAGCGAGGUCUGCCCCUCCCCCCACGGCUGCUCCCGUCCCUCUGCACCUGCUGCUUCCUUCCUGUGUCGACAGAGCUGUGCCCACAGUGUCCCCAAAACUCCCAGGUUGAAGCCCUCCCUGCAGUGUGGCUGUGUGUGCAGAUGAGAUGAAGUCACAAGGCGGGGAGGGGUGGGGGGGUACGGCGUCCUCACCCGAAUAGACGCCAGGCACUGUGCUGUACAGAGAAAUCGACAGCACACUGUCGGUCAACUACAACGACAAUAAAGGACAGCCGCCGGGAGUUGCAGCAGAGUAAGGGCCACAUGAGGACGCAGCCAGCCCAGCCGGCACCUUGAUGACACGCUCCAGCUCCCGGGGCCAAGAGCAAACAUCUGGGGUUGAAGCUGGGCUGACAAACACCCAGACACCUGGGGGGGCAGGACCCCACCCCACUGCCACUCACCAGCUCCGUGCUCAGCUCUGCCCUCUCUCCUGGAGGGCGAGGGGCGAGGCCGUCCGCUGGGGCCUGGGAGCCCUGAGGAAGCAAGCAACGUACACCUGCCCGGGUCUGGACCCGCCCCCAGCCAGAGGCUUGCCAGCUGGAAGGUGUGGCUGUGCCCUCCCGCUCUGGCCAGGGACUGGGGGCCCUCAGCCCAUGGAGCGCCUCAGCAAGCCCGCUCAGGCGGGGCUGGUGGGAGAGGAAGGGGAGGCAGCAUUUCUAGAAGACAGAGCAGCCCCUGAGCCAAAGGUAUUUAACCAGAGGGAAGACAGCCCUCCAUACAUGGUGCAGGGACACUGGAUGGCCACGCAGAAGAAUGAAAUUAGAAUACUCAACACCACACACAAAAUCAACUCAAAAGGGAUUAAGGACCUAGAUAUGAGAUGGGAUAGUAUAGAACUUAAAAGUGUCUGCACAGCGAAGGAAGCCGUAAACAAAAUGACACAACCACGGAAUGGGAGAAAAUCUUUGCAGAUAAAGCAGCUGACAAGGGGUUAAUCUCCAAAAUUUACAAACACCUGCAGCUCAAUACCGAAAAAACAAACCACCCCAUCAAAAGAUGGGCAGGAGAUCUAAACAGUUCUCCAAAGAAGACAUACGGAUGGCCAGAAAACACAUGAAAAGAUGUUCAACCUCACUCAUUAAAUAGAGAAAUGCAAAUCAAAAACCCUAUGAGGUACCACCAGCUAGAGUGGCCAUCAUCCAAAAGUCUACAAACAAUAAGUGCUGGAGAGGGUGUGGACAAGAGGGAGCCCUAUUGCACUGUUGGCGGGAUUGUAAAUUGGUGCAACCACUGUGGAAAACAGUAUGGAGAUGCCUCAGAAAACUAAACAUAGAACGACCGAUCCAGCAAUCCCACUCCUGGGCAUCUACCCAGAGAAAACCAUGACUCAAAAAGACACACAUACUCCAGUGCUCACUGCAGCGCUAUUUGCAACAGCCAAGACAUGGAAACAACCUAAAUGCCUGUUGGCAGAGGUGUGGUACACAUACACAAGGGAAUAUUACUCAGCCGUUAAAAACCGGCAUUUUUAGCAACAUGGAUGGACCUAGAAACCAUCAUGCUAAGUGAAGUCAGUCAGACAACGAGACACCAACGUCAGAUGCUUCCGCUGACAUGUGGAAUCCGAAACAAGGACACAAUGAACUUUGCAGAACAGAUGCUGACUCACCUUAUGGUUUCUAAAGGAGACAGGUUGUGGGGAUGGCCAGGGGUUUGGGAUGGAAAUGCUAUAAAAUUGGGUUGUGAUGAUCAUUGUAUACCAAUAAAUUAAUAAAAAAAACUCAUUGGGUAAUAAAACAAUCUUAACAAUGCAUGUACAUAGUGAGGAAAAUCUGUAAAGUUGCUUUUCAUGUACAUGAAAGCAUUAAAAGCUAAUAAAUCAAACUGCACUGAAAAAAA
This is a messenger RNA of Sus scrofa (pig), 7099 nucleotides long. RefSeq names its product trafficking protein particle complex subunit 12 (gene TRAPPC12). Gene Ontology annotation, cellular component: Golgi apparatus; TRAPP complex. The record is from RefSeq and is a predicted model, not a curated record. Lineage: Eukaryota; Metazoa; Chordata; Mammalia; Artiodactyla; Suidae. Gene Ontology annotation, molecular function: protein binding.